UAGCGAAGUAGCUCACAGCAAUUAGCGAAUUACUUUUACACAGUAAGAGGCGCAAAACAGAGACUAAAAACAACCAAGAUCCUCAACGACUAUGCAAAGUAAGGUUUGCCCGCUCCAUCGAGGUUGGAGAAUAUGGUUUUCAAUCUCUGUCUGCCGCACUUUCACACUUCAGUGCAUUGCAACAAGCUUUGUGCAGAUGGCUAUGACGUCUCAAACCUUGUGUCAGCGGACCCUGCUCUCCGAAGGCGGGGCUUCAAGCUUGAGUACUUCCUACGUCCACCUGUGCAGGUGACAUUGAAGUUUGACUUCCAGGUGGAGCUGUGCAGGGUUGAUGUGGAGCUGUGGCCCUGGGGUAUGGACCGAGGACAGGCCUGCAAGAGGCUGGAGAUCAGCACCAGCUCUGACCCGCUACCCUCUGACAAUAAUAAACACAAACAGGUUCAGCAGAUAAAGGACCAGAAAGAACAGAGAGGAAAAAAACAGCGUGACUGUAAAUCUCGGCAGACUAACGGGAACCAGUGGAGUGUUCAGGCCCGUCAGUGGGGGGAACAGACUCUAGAUGAUCCUCAACAAAAAGGCCAUGCUUUUAAGUGCCAUUCAAACACUGGAUCCAGUGAUCCAGAACCAGAGUUCAAACUGGUAGGUCGCUGCGAGCUCAGGGAGGAGACACGCGUCUGUUUCGCACGUUUAAGUAAUGGUGGCAGCCGGCCCCAAUCCCUGCCCCCUCCUCAACCUGCAAACUGUCGCCAAGAGGAGCUGUGGAGCCGCGGUCUGCCCUCGUUGGGUGCUGUGACACAACUGCGUGUCACAGUGCCAUUCGGCGGUGCAGCCUCAGCUUUGGGGUUGAAGGCUUUGGUUGUUUGGGGACAACCUGCUCGCUGCUGUCCUCCAGAAGAAGUGGAGAGGAUUAAAAGAGUCCAUGAAGCCAAUCAAAGACAACUGCCUGCCCCUGUGUUAUUUACCGCCUCUGUCAGCAAAAAAAUAACGGCAUCACAAGCUGCCAAACCUACUAGCAAUCAUUCCGUCCCAGAGGAGUUCCUCGACCCGAUAACCCAGGAGGUAAUGAUGCUGCCCAUGCUGCUGCCCAGCGGCGUGUCAGUGGACAACAGCACACUGGACGAGCACCAGAAGAGAGAAGCCACUUGGGGUAGACCCCCAAAUGACCCCUUCACUGGCGUCCCAUUUACCUCGACCUCCCAGCCUCUUCCUAACCCACAACUGAAAAGCCGCAUCGACCUCUUUCUCUUGCAGAAAGGGAUGAUGGGAAGGGAUGGCAUGUUAGGGGGACAAGGGGAGGGAGAGAAUCCCCAGGUCUCCAGACUUUUAGCAUCUGAGGUGGAGACCCAGAAGUCUCCAAGUCAUAAUACAAACUCGACAAACAGUGCUGGUGUUGACUAUAAUGGUGGCAACAGGAACUCAAAUAGAAUCCCAACAAAAGAAGAGACUGGUUUAGGAUACUCUUCAGAAAACAGGAUUCACAUAUUUAGUUCCCAGCCUCUGACCACAGAGAAUGAUUCAGAGUUUAAAGGGAGAAGGAAACGAGAUCUAAGUGAUAUAACCAAAGAGUCCAAAGAGGAGCUGAACGGUGACAAGCAACUACUGCAGAAAACAAAAAGAGCAAAAAAUGACACAGUUUCAGUCUCGAGCUGCGACUCUCAUGAGCAGCGUUUGUCGGCCAGCCUGGACGAGGCCCUCUUCUCCGCUCUGCAGGGCCGGCCCUCCUUCACCACGAACUUGUCCCGGCAGAAAAAUGACUCUGAACCACUGAGCACCACUCUGCACGCUCAGACUGCAGGCACCCUAAACAUGCCAAGAGGUGACAAGACAUGCUCCAAUUGUUCCUGUUCCAUCUCGGUUUACUCCAAACCUGCAUCAUGCGUCUAUCGCCUAACCUGUGGUCACCUGCUCUGCGGUUCCUGCCUGCGGAGAAAAUCACAACCACUCAACUCGGCCACUGAAUCGACAUCCAAUCAUGUCUCAUGCCCUAACUGCCUGAGCCCUACGCCACGCAGUGACAUAACAAGAGUGCAUCAUUGACUGACGCUCAAACGGGCACAUUUACAUGUCAGAGCUUGUGAUGAAUCAAGACUGUUGAAAAGCCUUUCACCGAGCAGUGGUGUGUAGGUGCAGCCUUGGUUCUGCAGCCUUUGUACAGACUGUGGAUGGGUAGGGCGCACAAAGAAAAGGGUUGGGGGACGUGAGUACGGACAGCAAGAGGCCAGAAACAUUUCAACGGAAAUUGAGUCGACUCAAGGCCGUUUGGUCUUUGUGCUGAAACAGAGAGGGACAUGCUCAACCUUCUGCUCCGUCCCUCUUCACAAGAUUCACCACUUUACAUUUAACACAUUUCUGUAUAAUUUCAGGCAGCAUAUUAUUUAACAAAGGAAAACAAGAUAUUGACGAUGUACCACUCUUGUAAUGUGUUUUUCACUUGUAUUAAAUUGCACACGCUGGGAUGAA
Labrus mixtus (cuckoo wrasse) is the source of this 2460-nucleotide messenger RNA. It is a transcript of the gene ubox5, whose product is annotated as U-box domain containing 5. Gene Ontology annotation, cellular component: nucleus. The record is from RefSeq and is a predicted model, not a curated record. NCBI's taxonomy places the organism in Eukaryota, Metazoa, Chordata, Actinopteri, Labriformes, Labridae. Gene Ontology annotation, molecular function: ubiquitin protein ligase binding; ubiquitin-ubiquitin ligase activity. The transcript is spliced from 8 exons. Bases 133 to 2037 code for a protein of 634 amino acids. Gene Ontology annotation, biological process: protein polyubiquitination.